AAUGUCUUACCUUCUACCUCAUUUAAAUAACGGUUGGGAAGUUGAUCAAGCAAUCUUAGAUGAAGAAGAGAAACUAGUUAUCAUACGUUUUGGACAUGAUUGGUAAUUAAAUAUUAAUAUCUAUAUAGGGAUCCAUAAUGUAUGCAAAUGGAUGAAAUCCUCUAUAAAUCUGCUGAAAAAAUAAAAAAAUUUGCAGUUGUUUAUUUAGUAGAUAUCACUAAAGUUCCUGAUUUUAAUACAAUGUAUGAACUAUAUGAUCCAGUUACAGUAAUGUUUUUUUAUAGAAACAAACAUAUGAUGAUUGAUUUAGGAACAGGAAAUAAUAAUAAAAUAAAUUGGGCAAUGAAUGAUAAGUAGGAAUUCAUAGAUAUUGUUGAAAUUAUAUAUAGAGGUGCUAGAAAAGGCAAAGGUUUAGUUGUUGCUCCAAAAGAUUAUUCAACUAAAUACAAAUAUUGA
Messenger RNA from Paramecium pentaurelia, 456 nucleotides. The record is from the annotation of a GenBank genome assembly. Lineage: Eukaryota; Ciliophora; Oligohymenophorea; Peniculida; Parameciidae.